GACCACACGCAGACGCAGACGGUUUCGCUCUACACCCAGGAUUCGCGUCUCAUCGUUCCUCCGAAUCAACGAUACACACAAUGGCCGACAUAUCAUGGCACUACGUUCUCAAAUUCAUCAUCACAGGUGAUGCGGCCGUUGGCAAGUCCUCGCUGCUCAUACGCCUCACCGACCAGCGUUUCCUCACAAAUCCAGAUCCGACAGCGUAGAAUUUGGCUCAAAGCUCAUCACGAUACCCGAAGAAGACAAAGUUAUCAAACUGCAAUGCUGGGAUACGGCCGGCACCGAGUCUUUCCGUUCCAUCACGCGCUCUUACUACCGUGGUGCCGCAGGGUGCUUACUGGUGUACGAUGUCACGUCCCGACAAAGCUUCCUCAACGCGCGAACAUGGCUUGCUGACGUCCGUGCCCACGCCGACCCACACCUAACAUGCAUUCUAGUCGGCAACAAGAUCGACCUCUGCCCACCCGAGCCCGAACCCGAACCCGCACCCGAAUCCAUGCCCGAGUCCGAAUCCUCCGACACCACCGCUCCACGGCCUCUUGAAACCUCCGCCUCCGCACCCCCACACAGCACACACGACGCGUUCGGGCCUGUGCCCGCACGGCGGCGACAAGUUCCCGCGGCCGAGGCCGCCGCGUGGGCGCGCGAAGAGGGCCUCCUUUUCGUCGAGGCGUCAGCCAAGUCCGGGUCAGGCGUGGACAGGGCGUUCGAGGACGCGUGCAGGGAUAUUCUGGACAAGAUCCGGAGAGGGGUAUUCGAUGAUGAACGGGUGAGUGUGUGACUUUUCGUUAUUCUCGAUGCGGAAAGAGACAAAAAAAAAACAAAGAGCAGAGAGAACACGGGUAUCAGAGAGAUGGGGCUGAUUGAUGGGGUUUUUCGCAGUGCAGAUGUACUGACGAAUUGUUUUGCUUUUUUUUUCCGAUGUUGAUUCUUCUGUUGACUUGUCCGUGGCCGUGUCUGCGCUCGAUGCACGCUGUGCCGCCCUCCCCCACCGUGCUUCUCAAACCGUGCACCGCUGCACACGACCCAUCGCACCGCACCUCGCCGUCCUCUGAAUGCCGGACUCGCCCUCGUUUCGCACCGUGCACGUUCUUCGGCAUGAUGGCUUGAUGGCAUGACGCGUUCCCGUCCCGCGCGCCGGAUCUCUCUCUAUCGCCCCUCCGCCGCCGCACGCGCGCCUGCUCGCCUGCCCGCCUCGGCUUCGUUGACGCCAACGCCGGCACCGGCGGCCCCUUCUCCCCCUCCCCCAUCCGCUCGCAUCUCCCCCUAUCUGCCAUCUGUGAUCUCCCGCAUCGGAUCUGCCAUCUGCGAUCCAUCGUCGACCCGUCGUCUGCCGUCUGCCGCCGGCGCAUUGCGCACUGUGCGGUGCUGUGCGACACGGCCAUCUCGUGGUAUCUCGUCGUGCUGCGAUCUCUGGGCCUGAUGAUUCUCGAUCGCCUGCCGCCUGCCGCC
Messenger RNA from Heterobasidion irregulare TC 32-1, 1455 nucleotides. RefSeq lists its product as uncharacterized. NCBI's taxonomy places the organism in Eukaryota, Fungi, Basidiomycota, Agaricomycetes, Russulales, Bondarzewiaceae. The record is from RefSeq and is a predicted model, not a curated record. The transcript is spliced from 5 exons. Bases 1118 to 1426 code for a protein of 102 amino acids.